Molecule: messenger RNA, 718 nt
Organism: Lentinula edodes (shiitake mushroom)
Lineage: Eukaryota; Fungi; Basidiomycota; Agaricomycetes; Agaricales; Omphalotaceae
Exons: 7
Source: RefSeq, a predicted model, not a curated record
UUCUUUUCGUUUUUCUCUUCUUCGUUUUCGUCAUCAUUGUACCCUCCUCAUCUAACUCCCAUAAAAUGGUCAAACGUUAUCCACUUCACAAAUCGCUAUCCAGUCGUGGCAUACCAGAUAUGGAGCGUUUGCUAUACCCCAAAUAUACCUCAGGCGACUGAGACUGAGGCUGACAGUUGCGAUGCACUCUAUCAAUUCUCCUGGUUCCUUUCAUUCAUCCCGACACGCAUAGCGAUCACUGGCGUUCAAUCCUCCUCUGGAGUCAUGACCUACAUUUCCCUGGCUGCAUUCGAUAUCUUGGCAACAUCAUUGGUGACAAACCGAAUGAUGCAAGCCAUCCGCGGAUGUGGUGGUUUUCGCAAGGUGGCCAGGCAAAAUCUCUCUGAAUAUGCGGUCGUCACAACACCUCAAAUCAUUGCAGUUGUGCUUUAUUUCGUAGGUGUCCUCCUUGUGAGCCAGGAAUAUCAGGCAAUACUGAUUUUGCAUCCCACAGGUUCCACAGGGAUGGAUAAAAUCGUCUUUUACUACCUUCGAACCAAGGCACGGCUCAUAUCGUUCUGGUGAUUUCAGGGACUCUACAGCCCUAUCCUCAGCAACUUUCUCGUGUGAGCUCCUGUUCCCCCUCUCAUACCUGAGUUCACAUUGUUGCUAUGUAAACCUUGACUUGCGAAAAAACAUCUUUUUCUAUGUGUUGAGGUUGUCUUCCAUCAUGAUCGCG